AUGGCUGCCGCUGCCGCGCCGGCUGGUCCGGCAACGUCGACCUUUGGCCUCGAACCCAACGGCGCCCAACACGACCGGGCAGAUCCACCGGAAAUCGAGGACCGGCAGACGCACAGCGAGGAUGCGACACCGCACGAUCUCGUCGAUCCCGCCACGCUGACGACGCGCUCCUCGGUGCUGCAGGCACUGGCGGAGCUCUCAACCUACUCGGCCUCGCUCGAGGACGAGCUGGUGUCGCUGUUCGAAGAGUCGCUGCCCGUCAUCGACGAGGCCAAGCGCAACGUGGCCAGCGUGGCGCCCCAGGUCGAGCUGGUCAAAGAGGAGGCCUACGUGCUCGAUCGCCGCCUCCAGGAGUCUGCGAGCGUCGCGAAACGCAUCAGCGAGCGCGUUCGCCUGCUCGACGAGGAGCGCAAGAGGAUCGCUCUCGCCACGGAAUGGGCUGUCAAGGUGGCCGAGCUCAAGGAUGCCCUGCUCUCCCUCGCGGCCGCCGUCGAACGACGAGACUGGGACCAGGCGACGACGCACUGCAUCAAGGCCAUGUCGAUCGAUCCGGCAAUCACAUCCUCCAAGUUCGCCGCAGCCGUCAUCCCCACUGCGGAGCUGCCCGAGGCUCCGGAUGCCACGCUGCUGGCGCUGCGGCAGGCGAUGCUGUCGGCCUUCACCGAGUCUUUCCGUCGCGCCACCGAGUCCAAGGAUCAGGCCGAGGCGAGCCGCUUCUUCAAGCUGUUCCCGCAGGUGGGCUGGAAGCAGGAGGGCCUCGACGUCUACAGCUCCUUUGCAAAGACCAUGGUCAGGGAGCGCGGAAGGGCCAUUGGAGAGAGCCUCGGCAGUGGCAAAGCGCAAUCACCCACCUACUUCGCGCUGCUGCUGACCGGCCUGUUUGAGCACCUCGCCACUCUGAUCGACAUGCACCAACCUGUCGUCGACCGCCACUAUGGGCAGGGCAACUUCGGCCACGGCGUCAUGCCAGGGUUGCAGGACGAGUGCGAUCGCCUCGGGCUGCGCGUCCUCGAUGCCUGGCACGAGGACCGCGGGAUCAAGCGCAAGCUGGACGAGGUCAACAGCCACCGCUUCGUUGGCGGGGCGGCGGCGGCGGCGGCGGCCAAGUCGCCACCUCCGGCGUUCCGUCCUGCGUUCGGGGUGCCCGGCCGCACCGCCAGCCCGGCCGGAGGGCGAACAGCAUCGAGCUCCAUCGACGACCCCUCUGGACCCGACGGGAGGGAGAUUGACCGCAUUCUCAACGAGCUGGCCGCGAUAGGGUCAAGAUGGGGCCUAUACCGGCGCUUCCUCCAGGAUCGGCUACAGGUCCCUGACGGCAACCAUCAUGACGGCCGGCAAAGGAGCCUGGCAGAAGAGAGGAAGGCACAGGCCUCUGAGCCGCUCAAGGACUUUCGCCGCCCGUCCGUCUCGUCGCCGCGACUUUCGCUCGACGGAGCGCCGACAGGUGCCGGACAAGCCGAUAGAGACAGCUUCGAGGCCGUCGAGAUGCGCGACAUUGCGGCCGAGUCGCAGCUGGGCAAGCAGGUCGACGAGGCACUGGCGACGGUCUAUACGACCAUGGAGACGUGGUACCUGCGCAACAGCCUGGAAAAGGCUUUCCGCAUCGACCAGCCGGACCUGCAGGCGCGGCCGUACACCUCGUCGAUCCUCGACGACGCCUUCUACGUGCUACGGACUGUGCUCGGCCGCGUGCUGUCGACGGCCUCGCUGCGCACCGUCAGCGCCAUGUUCCGCACGGUCCGCAGCGUGGUCGAGGAGGACUUUAUCGAGGCCAUCGUGCGCAAGAUGGAGAAUACGUGGCGAAGCGUCAGCGGCAGCAUGGCGGUCGACGGUCCGCGCAAGGAGGCGGCGACGAGGGAGAUGCGGACCGUGUUUGUCACGUACCUCAACGUGCUCGACAUCUCGGCGCAGUACAUGGAUCGCGUGCUGGGCGAUGUCGGCAACGAGCAGAGCCUGGCGCGCAUCUAUGGCGGCGACGAGCUCGAGCAGACGCUCGCCAUUGUCCACAGCCUCGGCUCGCUCGUCAACCGACUCAAGUCUGGACUGCGAACCGAGAUUGACCAGCUGUUUACACAGAUCACGCGCCCACGCCUCCGCGCCAUUCUGACGGAGGCGUACCGCGACACGAGCUAUGUUCUGGACGACGAAGGGUACGCCGACGCCGAGGACCGGGACCUGGUGAGGCGACGCUUCAUCAAGGGGUGGGAGCACGUCUUCCACGCUUUCAAGGGCAUCUUUACCGAGUCCAACCACAAUACCUACGUCAACAUGGCCCUCGAUGCGCUGCUCAAGCCGUGGGAAGGCAUGGUGAUGGGCAUGCGCUUCUCAGAGCUGGGAGCGCUGCGAUUCGACAAGGACAUCCGCGGCAUCUCGACCUUCCUCGCGUCGCAGACCAGCCUGCCCGUGCGCGAAAAGUUUACGAGGCUGCAGCAGAUCUCCUACGUCAUCAACCUGGACGCUACGGAAGACGAGGGAGACGUCUACCAGAAUGCCGUGUCGAGCGGCAUUUCGUGGCGCCUGUCUGCGGCCGAGGUCAAGAGCAUUCAGGCUCUUCGACUCUGA
Messenger RNA from Pseudozyma flocculosa PF-1, 2562 nucleotides. RefSeq lists its product as uncharacterized. The record is from RefSeq and is a predicted model, not a curated record. The transcript has 11 exons. Lineage: Eukaryota; Fungi; Basidiomycota; Ustilaginomycetes; Ustilaginales; Ustilaginaceae. Bases 1 to 2562 code for a protein of 853 amino acids.